AUGUGACUUCCUGUAUGAUUGAAAACGAAAGGAAGACAGAUAACUUCUAUGUACAUUCCUUUUACCAGUAACAACUUUUUUUGGUGUAGAAUAAUCUGUCUGGUGAAUCACUUUUACCUCUACCUCCCAUUAGAGAUCAACGCCGACCUGUCAUUAAGUGAACUAACUAAUAUAUAAGCAUAUAACUUGGACGUUUUUUGUAUUGUGCAUUGACACACUUAUUUGUGGUCAGGGAGGAAAUUCCUUAAAAUUGGGGAGGAUAUGUCCAUGUGGGGAGGAGAUUACUUCACUACUUCUGCACGAAGAAUGGCUCUGUCAGGGCCACGGAAUGGCAGAACCUACAUCAUGUACCAUGGCACCUCUUGGUGGGCUGCACAGAAAAUCAUGGCCAAAGGUUUUUGUCAAUCCAAGUGUGGCAUGUUGGGGCAGGGUGUGUAUCUAAGCCGGGACCUGGAGAAGGCUAGUAGAUACCCCCUGGACCUCACUGAACACCAGGUUGUCAUCAAAGUUAAAGUCAAUGUGGGCAAGGUGAAAAAAGUAGACCGCCAAGGCCACCCUUUGCAGAAGACGUGGCAUGAUGAAGGUUACGACUCAGCCUGGGUUCCUCCUAACUGUGGCAUGGUGAAGAGUGGUUUAGAAGAGACCUGUGUCUGGGACCCAAACCGCAUUACUGUUUUAGACACUAUCAAAUCAAAAACAGAACCCACCUUACAAAGUGAGGACACUGAUGAGGAAGAGGAUGAAGAGGACACUGGGGAGGAGGAAGAGGGGGUGGAGGGAGAGGAGGAGGAUUAUGAGGAAGAGGGGGUUAAUGAAGAGGAGGGGGAUUAUGAGGAAGAGGGGGUUGAUGAAGAGGAGGAGGAGGAGGAGGAGGAAGAGGAUUAUGAGAAAGAAGGGGUGGAGGGAGAGGAGGAGGAUUAUGAGGAAGAGGGGGUUGAUGAAGAGGAGGAGGAGGAGGAUUAUGAGAAAGAAGAGGAAGCAGAUGGGGACACUGAGGAGGAGGAGGAAGAGGAGGAAGCAGAUGGGGACACUGAGGAGGAGGAGGAUGAGGAGGAAGCGGAUGGGGACACUGAGGAGGAGGAGGAGGGAGACGAAGAGAAGGAGGAGGAAAGACACCACAUAGGCAUGACUCUUGACACUGUGGCAUGUUGGGGCAUGCUAGUAGAUACCCCAUGCACCUUGCUGAACACAAGAAGGUUGUCAGAGUUGCCAGAGAAAAAAGUUGACCGCCAAGGCCACCCUUUGCAGAAGACAUGGCAUGACGAAGGUUACGACUCAGCCUGGGUUCCUCCUAACUGUGGCAUGGUGAAGAGUGGUUUAGAAGAGACCUGUAUCUGGGACCCAAACCGCAUUACUGUUUUUGACACUAUCAAAUCAAAAACAGAACCCACCUUACAAAGUGAGAAAACUGAUUAG
Messenger RNA from Oncorhynchus mykiss (rainbow trout), 1416 nucleotides. RefSeq lists its product as uncharacterized. Gene Ontology annotation, molecular function: NAD+ poly-ADP-ribosyltransferase activity. The record is from RefSeq and is a predicted model, not a curated record. Gene Ontology annotation, cellular component: cytoplasm. Lineage: Eukaryota; Metazoa; Chordata; Actinopteri; Salmoniformes; Salmonidae.